Antrostomus carolinensis (chuck-will's-widow) is the source of this 732-nucleotide messenger RNA. It is a transcript of the gene CIMAP2, whose product is annotated as ciliary microtubule associated protein 2. The transcript is spliced from 7 exons. The annotation marks the transcript as partial. Lineage: Eukaryota; Metazoa; Chordata; Aves; Caprimulgiformes; Caprimulgidae. The record is from RefSeq and is a predicted model, not a curated record.
GGGAAAGCAUCAGCCUCGGGCUGGGCCAGAGCAGAGAUGGGCUUCUGGCUUCGUCAGGUGCCCCAUUUCCAGGUGAAGGAGAUAAUGCAGAAGCGCAAACGCCAGCAGGCAAGGCUGGGCCCGGGAACCUACAACAUCAAGGACUUUCUGCAGGAGACACGUCCCUGCAGCCUCCGGGGAAUCUGUGACACCAGGGAGCGGCGGUUCAGAGAUACCCACAGGCUGAGCACUGUCACUGUCAAAAGUUUCCUGGACAAGCUGAUGUUGAAGGAGAACAAGAAGAAAGGCUGCUUCAGCACCCUGCCGAGGAACCCGAGCUGCCCCACGGAGAGGAUCUUCUGGGCCACGCUCAGUCAGUGCCCAAGGAAGGCGUAGGUGGUGGGGCCGGGCUCCUACAAUCCAAAGCCCAUUGAGAAGUCAGUGUUCUCCAGCCAUCCCCCAUUCUGGUCAUCUGCCAAGAGAUUUGACAGAAAGUCCUACCGCCUCUUUACUGGGAACGAGCAGUAUCAGCAGCACGUUGCAGAGCCAGGGCAGAACCCUGUAGGUGUUGGUCGCUACAACAUCACCGAGCAUGAAAAACACCGUCAGAAGAUGAGAUACCAGUCCCUGUACCAGUGUGACGCACAGCGGUACCUGAGCAACUUGAAGCGGGAUGCCUACUUGCUCGAGCGGCUCAAGCCUGCUGCUAAGAACAACGGGAGUGAUUUGAUUUAUUGUCCAAGAUCCCUCUGA